Molecule: messenger RNA, 758 nt
Organism: Nilaparvata lugens (brown planthopper)
Lineage: Eukaryota; Metazoa; Arthropoda; Insecta; Hemiptera; Delphacidae
Exons: 5
Source: RefSeq, a predicted model, not a curated record
AGGAAGUUGGAAACGUUAAUGGAGAAAUGGAUGUUUCUCCAUCCAAAUCAGAAUCGAAAAUUGAGAAAGGAGACUCCGCUGCGCAACCGCUAAUCUCAGACAGGAAAGAUGAUGUGGAAAAAGAAAAAGAAGAGGUAAAGGAAACUAAAGAAGUAUACACGCCGAAAAAAGAUGGAAAGACAAUGCAAAGAGAGGGAGUGACAAUCAGGAACGUGGAAGAGAUUACGCAAGAGAAAACGAAGGAGAAAGAAAUGGAUGAUAAGGAAGUAAUAACAUUAGAGGAGGAUGAAGAGAAAAAAGGAGUAGAGGAAGAUUUGAACUCUGAAAUUCAGGCAAACCGGAGGAAAUGUUUAAACACCGGAUGUAAAUCUGGUGUCGACAUCCAAGUAUGCCAUGAAUCUCACAUCUUCACAUUCUACAGUUUGAAGCCCCGUCCCAAGCAGCUUGUAUGCAAAGCAUGCCGAGAUACUGCCGAUAACCAUUUUCAGGAACUAACAAGUUUGUUAAAACAGAAUAAACCAAUUUUUUCGGCCAAAUUUCCACCUAGAAGUGACAUUGUUCUCCUUGAUGACUCCGAUGACGAACAGGAAGCCGAUUCUGGAGGAGAAGAGAUUGAAUUGGAUGAGGAGGUCUCAAACAUUAUCAACAAUAACGACUUAUUGGAUAAUUUUUUGAAAGAAGUGAUGGGAAAAUUCGAUAUUGUUGAACAGGAAAAACAGAAUGUCGAUUUUUUGAAGCAGGAAGGAGCGAAAUGGCAG